GACUCCACAUUGAGAUUCUCUCAAAGCCACAGGGAAAAUGGUGGGAAAUUCAUCAUUGCCAUUGCCAGACAGAUCGAUUUGUGGCCUUGUUCUUUUCUUAAGCUCCCAAUUUGGCUUCAUACUAUAUCUCAUGAGGGCUUUUAUUCCUGAAUCUUGGCUAAACACCUUAAGCUUAGCCUAUUGGCCUCAAAAGUAUUGGGUAGUUGCAUUGCCCAUCUACCUCCUCAUCACUGUAGUAAUCGCGUAUGUACUCUUAUUUGGAGUAAACGAGAUGAGUACCUUGCCACUCAGCUCCACUCGUGCAACCACGGGUAACUAUGCGAAAAACCAACAGCAGAAGAAAUACCAAGAAGAGGCCAUCCCAGCAUUAAGAGAUAUUCCUAUCAGUGAAGUAAACCAAAUGUUCUGUCUUAAAGCCAAAGAACUUUAUACCAAAAACUGA
This is a messenger RNA of Pteronotus mesoamericanus, 442 nucleotides long. RefSeq names its product phosphatidylinositol N-acetylglucosaminyltransferase subunit P-like. Bases 38 to 442 code for a protein of 134 amino acids. The record is from RefSeq and is a predicted model, not a curated record. Gene Ontology annotation, cellular component: endoplasmic reticulum. Gene Ontology annotation, molecular function: phosphatidylinositol N-acetylglucosaminyltransferase activity. Gene Ontology annotation, biological process: GPI anchor biosynthetic process. The transcript is spliced from 2 exons. NCBI's taxonomy places the organism in Eukaryota, Metazoa, Chordata, Mammalia, Chiroptera, Mormoopidae.